AUGGAAGAACUUACGGCGUUCGUCUCCAAGUCCUUUGACCAGAAAGUGAAGGAGAAGAAAGAGGCCAUCACCUACCGCGAGGUGCUGGAGAGCGGGCCGCUGCGCGGGGCCAAGGAGCCGAGCGGCUGCGCCGAGCCCGGGCGCGACGACCGCAGCAGCCCGGCAGUCCGGGCGGCCGGCGGAGGCGGCGGCGGAGGAGGCGGAGGCGGAGGAGGUGCAGGAGGAGGAGGAGGAGGAGCAGGCGGAGGAGCUGGAGGAGGGCGCUCGCCCGGCCGGGAGCUGGACAUGGGCGCCGCCGAGAGGAGCCGGGAGCCGGGCAGCCCGCGGCUCACCGAGGGUAACGGCCGCGACCGAAAGCCAAGGCAGAAGGAGGUGCAGGCUACGCUGCUUCUCCCCGGCAAGGCGUUCGGGAUUCAAGUGUCCCCGGAGCUGAAGGAUCGCAAAGAGGAUGCAAAAGGGAUGGAGGACGAAGGCCAGACCAAAAUCAAGCAGAGGCGAAGUCGGACCAAUUUCACCCUGGAACAACUCAACGAGCUGGAGAGGCUUUUCGACGAGACCCACUACCCGGACGCCUUCAUGCGCGAGGAACUGAGCCAGCGGUUGGGGCUGUCGGAGGCCCGAGUGCAGGUUUGGUUUCAAAAUCGAAGAGCUAAAUGUAGAAAACAAGAAAAUCAGCUCCAUAAAGGGGUCCUCAUAGGGGCUGCCAGCCAGUUUGAAGCUUGUCGCGUUGCACCCUAUGUGAAUGUAGGUGCUUUAAGGAUGCCAUUUCAGCAGGAUAGUCAUUGCAACGUGACGCCCUUGUCCUUUCAGGUUCAGGCGCAGCUGCAGCUGGACAGCGCCGUGGCGCACGCGCACCACCACCUGCACCCGCACCUGGCCGCGCACGCGCCAUACAUGAUGUUCCCGGCGCCGCCCUUCGGACUGCCGCUUGCCACGCUGGCCGCGGACUCGGCCUCUGCCGCCUCUGUCGUGGCGGCCGCCGCCGCCGCCAAGACCACCAGCAAGAACUCCAGCAUCGCCGAUCUCAGACUGAAAGCCAAAAAGCACGCGGCCGCCCUGGGUCUGUGACGCCAAGGCCAAGGCCACCGUCGCGCCGGCCGCGCGGCGCUCAGCCUGCACGCCCUCCGCGCCCCCUCCGCACCCCGGGAGCCCGCCCUCCGUGCG
This is a messenger RNA of Ochotona curzoniae (black-lipped pika), 1164 nucleotides long. It is a transcript of the gene SHOX2, whose product is annotated as short stature homeobox 2. The record is from RefSeq and is a predicted model, not a curated record. Gene Ontology annotation, molecular function: DNA-binding transcription factor activity, RNA polymerase II-specific; sequence-specific double-stranded DNA binding. Lineage: Eukaryota; Metazoa; Chordata; Mammalia; Lagomorpha; Ochotonidae. The transcript is spliced from 6 exons. Bases 1 to 1068 code for a protein of 355 amino acids. Gene Ontology annotation, cellular component: nucleus. Gene Ontology annotation, biological process: regulation of transcription by RNA polymerase II.